This is a messenger RNA of Blepharisma stoltei, 2079 nucleotides long. NCBI's taxonomy places the organism in Eukaryota, Ciliophora, Heterotrichea, Heterotrichida, Blepharismidae. The record is from the annotation of a GenBank genome assembly.
AUGAUAGAUGAGAAGACUGGACAACUGGCAGGAAAUUUAACCACCGUCCAGAUAUACUCUUAUUCAAUAAUUGACUUGAUGUCCUUUUUAUCAGGACUUCUAUUAGUAUGACUAUAUUUACGAGUAAGAAGAUUAUCAGAAACCCCUGGAUUUUUAAUCCUCAUGCUAUGUGAAAUUUUAGCUCUUCAAUCUUUUUGCUAUGUAUAUACUGCUUAUCACUUUAUUAUUACCCAGUAAAUAAUAACACAGAGAAUUGAAAAACGGUUCUACAUGCUUUUUGCAUGGAAUUCUAAUGACCUUUUUGAUAGCUUUAUCAUGAAAUAUAGCCUUGUGUUUAGCUAUAGAGCUAUUACUGCAAGUAAAUAUGAGCAUAAAGAAUGAUGAAUCAAGGCUAUGAUAUUACCAAACCACUUCUUAUAUAGGGGCUUUUGCGUUUACCUUGCCAAUUACGAUAACUGGAGGUCAUGGGUUAUCAAUAAAUGGGAUUUGUUCCAUUAUGAAAGACUCAUGAGGAAAUUUACUUAUGUGGGUAUUUUACCUAUAUUUGCCAAUUUAUCUAAUGUGUGGUUUUUCUAUUAUAGUUUCAUAUAUAAAAAAACCCAGAAAAAAAGUGGCAAUUAGAAAUGGUAUUUUGCUUCUGGUUUUUGUUUUCUUAUCUUUGCCAUAUACAUUGGAGCACUUGAUCGCUUACAAUUUCCCAUACACUGAUUUAUCUGGGCUGAAAGAAUUUGCAAUAAUCUGCCGAAGCUUGAUUGGGCUUAUUAUUUGUACUAUCAGAUCUACAGAUAAUGAAAUAAGGGAAACUGUCAAAAAAAUGUCCCGUGUUUCUAGCAUCAUGGACCCUGUAUUCUUUAUAUAGCUAAUUGAAAACGAUUUAUUUAAUCUGGCAACUGUUUCUAUAUUAGAAAGUGUUUUAACUAAAAAAGAUGUAGAUGUGAAAGAAAUGGAAAAUGACAGGCUAAAAAUAACGCUGCUUUGCUUGUCAAACCUGAUUGGGAAAAUCCACACAAAUGCUCAGGAACUGCACCAUCAGAAUUUCCCAUGGCCGGAUAAUUUUUAUAAUGAUAAAAUCGACCAUGAAAUUGUUGAAGCUGAUAUUCCUUACAAAAUUAAUUAAAUUUUUUUUAAUUAGAAAUAAUUUUAUUUGCAAUGCUAGAAAUCAAGGGGAAUAUUGCUAGUUCAGAGCUAACUGAAGAACAAAAAAAGAAAUGUAAAAAUAAUUUAGUCCAAAGGUUCAGCUGUAAAAUAGUUGAAUAUGCUCCAAUGGUUUUUUUCCAUAUUCUAAGCCAAGAUGGAAUAUCUCAGAGUGAUAUUAUUCAGAAUUUAAAAGAAGGGAUUUUAGAAGAACAAAUUGAUUUGAAUUUAUCUGGCUACCCGACUCGGUCUCUUCACAAUUCUCCAUUCCACUCGAAAUAUCUGCUGAGAGAAAUUUCAGACGAAGAACUGGAAAUGUUUUUAUCAUCCCUUCCGAAAAUUCAUAAAUAUAUAACUGAAGAAUCCCACAAUAAAUCCUUGCUUGUCAGAGUUUUAGGACUAUUUUCUUUUUUCCCCAAAUCGAAACACCCAUAUAACGUAAUUCUUUUGGAAAACAUAGUACCUCCUGAUGCUAUAGCUUUUGCCUUUUUCGAACUAAAAGGUACGAAGCUUAACCGACAAGUUUUAUCUGAUCCUUCCACAUUUACCAUCAAAAACUGUCCAACUGAGUAUUUAUUAAAAGACCUUGAUUUCUGCCAAAUUCAGCAGAAUAUUUAUCUAUCAUAUUACGACCAAACUUGGCUAAAAUUGAUGAUAGAAAACGACGUCCAAUUUUUAAAAGAAAUGGGCUCAAGUGAAUAUUCAUUAUUUUUAACAAUUGCACCUUCUCUAUAUAAAGAAGAUUUGCAGCAUCGAUAUGGAAGACACGUUUUUAGUGGCCAAGAAGAAGACAAAGACAAAAUUUAUAUUUUAGGGAUAAUGGAUAUUUACAUUAAUACCAAAAAAAAGUCACCAAAAACACCUAGGAUUGAAGAAUCGCCUGAAAGGUAUGCAGCAAGAUUCCUGAGCUUUUUUGAAAGUAUUAUUAAGUGCGACUCUUUAUAA